AUGGAGAGACACACUGUUGCGCGACUCCGUCAAAUUGCAAAAGAAAACGGCUUGCACGGCUACGCAAACCUUCGAAAAGAUGAGCUUAUCAAGCGCAUCAAGCUUGCUCAGUCAAAACCAAAAAGCCCUCCCCUGCCCAUAAUUACACGAAAGAAGACAAAGGGGGCUCCUAGUACUGCUAGCAGUAUUACAGAAUUCCGUGAGAUAAACAAGGGUCUUAGCAAAAGCGACUACGAGAAGCGACUACACGAGUUUAUACAGUCAAGAAGAGCAAAAAAACGGAUCCUUCAUGGAAAGGUCCGUGCGAACCGGCUACUUGAGUCUAUACAGUCAAAAAGAAGUGCUAAAAAAAAGGCUGUAAAGAGGGCUGGUUUCAAAGCUGUUGAAACAGCUUCUUCUCUGAAACAGUUUGCAAAGAUGUACACGAUCGAUGGGAUUCCAGUACUUUUUGGACCGAGAGAUUAUCUUGAGGUUGUGAGCCCCACCGUUAUGAACCUUUUGAAUACACAAAAAAAUAUCAAGAUAAAGUUCAUUUUUAGGUGUAAUAUGAUGAGAAAAAGAAAUGAUGAGAUUGAGCACAUGACCGCAUAUCUUUCAACUCCUCAAAAGAUUGUCUUUCAGGAUACUGAUCGAGAAGAACUUUAUGAAGGGUGUGUGGAAGAAAUGAUAAAGAGUUUGGAGAAUUUUGAAAAAAAUGGGAGCGGGUGGAUUUUUUAUCGUGUUGAGGGUUUAGAUCUGCAUACGGUAAAAUACACCCCUCUGAAAGGUUCCUCUUACAUUAAGCUGCCAAAACAUCUCGCAGAUAAAAAAGCCAUCAUAAAUAUGGAGAACGAAGAUACAGAGUGCUUCAAGUGGUGUGUUACGAGAGCUUUGAAUCCUGUUCAAAGUAAUCCUACUCGCAUCACAAAGAUUUUGAAAAAACAGGCAGAAAAACUCGUGUGGGGUGACAUUAAGUUUCCAAUGGAGGUGAAGAGCAUUAGUCGCUUUGAAAAGUUAAAUCCGGAGAUCGGUGUCAACGUAUACAUGUAUGAAAAUGGGCUCAAUCCCUUGAGAGUGAGCAGCAAAGGUCAGGGUCAAGGCCUUAUUGAUCUUCUUCUCAUUCAAGAUGGUGACAAAAAGCAUUAUUGCCUCAUCAAGAAUUUGAGUCGGCUCGUAUCGAGUGAGUUGUCAAAGAGAAAAAACAAGAAGUUUAUAUGUAGGAGGUGUCUUAAUUAUUUUGGCUCUCAGCAACUUCUUGACACACAUGACGCGCUGUGCCGAUUUCAUGAAGCCGUGAGAGAAAAGAUGCCAAAAGAGGGGACUACCCUCUCUUUCAAAAACCAUCACAAGAAGAUGGACAUGCCGUUUGUCAUCUAUGCCGAUUUUGAAUCAAUCAUUAAACUAUUGCACUCAGCCCAACCUAAUCCUAAAGAGUGUUACACAGAGAAAAAGUCUCAGCAUAUUCCGCUAAGCUUUUGUUAUUAUCUCAAGUGCACAUUUGACAAUAGUUAUUCAAAACUGGUUGAAUACACAGCAAAGUCUGAAGAUGAAGAUGUGGCGCAAAUAUUCGUUGAAUCGCUUGAAGCAGAGGUUCAGGCUAUUUACGAAGAUCACCCUCCUAAAAAGAUGAUCUUCACAAAGAGUGAUGCUGUCGAAUUUGAAAAUGCGACGUGUUGUUGGUUAUGUGGAGAAGAUUUUGAAGAGGGGAAGGACAAAGUGCGCGAUCAUUGCCAUUACACCGGCAAAUUUCGAGGGGCUGCACAUAACAGCUGCAACCUAAAAUUUCAGCGUCCCAAGUUUACACCUGUGGUGUUUCACAACUUGGCAAACUAUGACGCUCAUCUCUUCGUUAAAAAUCUUGGUGUUUCAGAGGGUGAGAUUGAUUGUAUACCAAACAACGAAGAGAAAUACAUCAGCUUCACAAAGCACGUUGUGGUUGGCAAGUUUUUCGAUAAAAAGGAAGAAAAAGUCGUUGAGGUAAAGAGAGAGUUGAGGUUUAUUGACAGCUUUAAAUUCUUGGCUUCUAGUCUUGACACGCUUGUCGAAAACCUUGCUGCAAAGGGUAAGCCUUUCUUUCAAAAUACAAGAAGAUAUUAUACCGGUGAGAAGCUUAACCUGUUGAUGAGAAAGGGUGUUUAUCCUUAUGAAUGGAUGGACUCGAUACACAAGCUUGAUGAGCCACAACUUCCACCAAAAGAAGCUUUCUUUUCCGUGUUAAGUGGUAAAGGCAUCGAAGAUGAAGACUAUGCCCAUGCUCAAAAUGUAUGGAGCGUCUUUGGAUGUAAGACAUUCCGAGAUUACCACAAUCUCUACAAUCGAAGUGAUGUUCUUCUACUAGCCGAUGUGUUUGAAAACUUUCGAAAACUUUGCAAAAAGAACUAUGAUCUCGAUCCUUGUUGGUACUUCACCGCACCGGGUUUGGCUUGGGAUGCUUGUCUCAAGUUGACUAAGGUAAAACUUGAGUUGUUGACCGAUAUAAAUAUGUUACACAUGUUUGAGGCCGGUAUUCGCGGUGGGAUUUCAAUGAUUUCGACAAGGCAUGCAAAAGCCAACAACAAAUACAUGGAAGAAAAGUUUGAUCCCACCCAACCUUCAAAGUUCAUCGCGUAUCUCGAUGCAAACAACCUUUACGGUUGGGCGAUGAGUAAGCGUCUGCCGACGGGAGGGUUUAAAUGGGUCGAUGAAAAAGACUUUGGAGAGUGGAAGAAAUUCCCCUGCAUUCUCGAAGUCGACCUGAAAGGCGUCAAAGAAGAGCUUCACGAUCACUUCAACGAGUAUGCACCCGCUCCUGAAAAUCUGUUGAUUGGAAAAGUGCAUAAGCUGACCUGCACGUUAAACGAAAAGAAAAAGUACAUCAUUCAUCACAAAGCGUUGAAGAAAUACAUGAGCCUUGGAAUCGAGAUCGGAAAGAUUCAUAGAAUUAUCAGGUUCGAAGAGAGUCCUUGGAUGAGGAAGUACAUCAAUAAAAACACAAAAUUGAGAGCAAAAGCAAAGAAUGACUUUGAAAAAGACUUCUACAAGCUGAUGAACAACGCUGUCUUUGGUAAAACCAUGGAAAGCAUUCGAAAACGUGUUGACGUGAGACUUGUCACCAGAGAAGAGAAGGCAAAGAAGUUGACAAACAAGGUCAACUUCAAACAUUGUACGAUCUUCUCUGAAGAUCUCAGCGCAAUACACAUGGGAAAGACGCAGAUUCUCUUCAAUAAGCCUCUCUAUCUCGGGAUGAGCAUCCUCGAUAUUAGUAAGACAUUGAUGUACGACUUUCACUAUAACUACAUUAAGCCUAAGUACCCAGAGGGUAAAUCAAAGCUUCUUUUCACAGACACUGAUAGUCUUUGUUAUGAGAUUCAGACUGAAGAUUUCUACAAAAAUAUAAGUGAUGAUGUAGACCGUUUGUUUGACACGAGCAACAUUAAAAAGGGGCAUCCUUCUGGGAUACCGACCGGCGUAAACAAAAAGGUGAUUGGAAUGUUUAAAGAUGAAAAAGGUGGAAAGAUCAUUGAAGAGUUUGUCGGUCUGAGAGCUAAGCUGUACAGCUACAAAAUGUUUGGUGAUGAAGAAGAAGUGAAGAAGUGUAAGGGGAUGAAGGGAGGAGUGGUAGAUCGUACCAUCAACUUCGAUGACUACAAGAGAUGUUUGUUUGGUGGUGGAAAACAACUACGAAAAAUGAACACACUUCGGAGCCGAAAGCAUGAGAUGUAUAUGGAAGAGAUCAAUAAAGUUGCGCUAUCCGCAGACGAUGACAAGCGAAUCAUUUUACCAGACAAAAUACACACACAUGCGAUAGGACACCACAAAGCCGUCACACAACACACUUAA
This is a messenger RNA of Stylophora pistillata, 3798 nucleotides long. RefSeq lists its product as uncharacterized. Lineage: Eukaryota; Metazoa; Cnidaria; Anthozoa; Scleractinia; Pocilloporidae. The record is from RefSeq and is a predicted model, not a curated record.